This is a messenger RNA of Mesorhabditis spiculigera, 1263 nucleotides long. Lineage: Eukaryota; Metazoa; Nematoda; Chromadorea; Rhabditida; Rhabditidae. The record is from the annotation of a GenBank genome assembly.
AUGCACAAGUGUGAAAAAGCGAUCAGCGAAGAAGACGCGGCCGAAAUUGUUGGGGAUGACUAUUCGAAAGAUGAAGUCAUGUCCAAGCACUGUAACUACCAGGAUCAACAGAUUGAUUGCUUGAAGAAUACCGACCUGAAAGCCAGCGAGCUGAUGGAUUGCAUGAGGAAAGAACUGAACCUGACGUCGGCUUUGUUGCGUAAAGCCUUGGCCAUUGAGCUUGGCGUCUCCAAGCUAGUCGUUGAUGGUGACUUGGUACCGUCAGCCGGCCCUGAGCUCCUCCUCAAUGCCAGGAUCCCGAUACUAACCGGAGUUGCACGCAGAGAAUGGGCCCAUAAGAAACCGCAAUUCUAUUCCCUUCCCAAGAAUAACAGCUUGGCGCGAAAGGACGUGGAAACGGCGGUGUAUCGAAUUAUCGAGAACUCGUUCCACGUUGGGGCUAAUGAUCGGUUAUCGAACGCCACUCUCCAUUUGAUCGCAAAUGCAUCAUUCGUGCGGUAUAUGGACGACCCGUCAAAUACCUACGAAACUGGACGAGUGGUUCAUGCUUUGCAAAACAUGGAAGCCGAUAUCGAGUUUGUAUCCCCGUGCCAACGUGAAAUCAACGCCUACGCGCAGAACGGGGUUCCGGUCUACGUCUACUCGUUUGAUUACGUCCCAGAAAGCCCGAUUUAUGAAGAGGAAAUGAAGACAUUCCAUCUUUUUGGCAAGGACCCGAUCAAGGUGGAGCGACGGGAUGGCGGGGAAAAACGUCUCGACGCCUUUCACGGCCUUGACCACGCCUAUAUCUUCUCAAGGGGCUACAGCAGCAAUUUUGAGAUAAAACCUUUUACGAAAAAGGACGAAACCCUGUCGACAAUGCUAACCAAUAUGCUGACGAAUUUCGUGAAAACCGGCGACCCCUCGACAAAACGCUUCGCAUUCCCACCCUUCACUAAUGAGAGCAGCCAAUAUGUGUCCAUCAACGUGCCGCCAAAAAUCGAAAACGGCGAUCUCCAUUGGCCAAGCCCGAAAUUUUGGAACGUUGAAGCGGAAUUGAUCUCAAAAUAUGUGCCCAGAGACGGGGAUACAGUCGCGGAUCCUGAUGCCGAUUUGACGAAUGAGGAACGGGUUCAGCUCGGCGCCUAUCGACGAGCCUGGUGGGCCCUCUGGGUCCUGGUGAUCAUUCUGGCGGUCGUCAUCUGGGGCAUCGUUGCCUAUUGUAUCCUCAGAAAGCAGUGUUCAGUUCGAUCAAAACCCUACGAUAACAUUGUCGUGCCGCGC